GCAAGCUGUGGUAGGGCAUGAUGUUUUUCAACAGAAUUGCAUUUUUUUCUCUAUCACUAUGAAUUCUUGUUGAUCAGUUGGAAGACAAAUCCAUGUGAUCCUUCAUCAAUCACAACACCACAUGAAUCUUCCUUGACCACUCAUUCUACAUUUCAGAGAAUUUCUUACAUGUCCUUUUAUCUAUAUAUACGCACACAUCAGUCAUUCUACAACCAACACAAGUUUUAUCUUUCUUCACACAAAGCUUUUCAUUUGUUCUGCAAACUCUUUGUGAUCUUUGUUUCUUUUCCAGUUCAUACAACAUAAUGGGCUUCCGCAUGCCUCGUAUUAUUAGUGCUAAGCAAAUUCUUCGGAUGACUUCUUUGGCAGCAGACCAAGCAGCUUCAACAGCUCUAAAUGUCCCAAAAGGCUAUGUUGCAGUCUAUGUUGGAGAGAGUGAAAAGAAGCGAUUUGUGGUCCCAAUAUCAUACUUAAACCAACCUUCAUUCCAGGACCUACUAAGUCAAGCCGAGGAAGAAUUUGGGUUUGAUCAUCCAAUGGGCGGUCUUACAAUUCCCUGCAGAGAGGACAUCUUUAUCAACCUGACUUCUCAAUUGAGCAUAUCUUGAGAUUGGAUGCUAUGUACAUAUGUUACUAAACACAAUUUUGUAAAGCAGGAGUCACCAAUUUCAUGCACAAUUUCAAUCUUGUUUUUUUAUUUUCACAGGAGAGGUUUGGGAUGGAAGAAAAAAUUCUCCCAAUUUCAAAAUAUUAUAUAUAUAUAUUCAUUGAAAUCUUUGUUUA
Molecule: messenger RNA, 783 nt
Organism: Cornus florida
Lineage: Eukaryota; Viridiplantae; Streptophyta; Magnoliopsida; Cornales; Cornaceae
Product: auxin-induced protein X10A-like
Exons: 1
Coding region: 306-608 (100 amino acids)
Biological process (GO): response to auxin
Source: RefSeq, a predicted model, not a curated record